AUGCAAAGAAGCAUUGAUAUCUUCGCUGCCGCUUGUGACAACUUCAACCUGCUUAUCAACACAGAGAAGACGGUGGCCAUGCAUCAAGCGUCACCCGCCAUUGCUUACAACACACCCCAAAUCAACGUGAACGGUGCCCAACUGCAAGUAGUGGACAACUUCACGUAUCUGGGCAGCACCCUCUACUGCACCAUCAAGAUUGACGAUGAAGUAGCCUGCUGGAUUUCAAAGGCCGGUCAGGCCUUCGGCCGCCUGCGAAACAGCGUCUGGAACCGUUACGGUCUCCAUCUCAAGACCAAACUGAAGAUGUACAAGGCAGUCAUUCUGUUGACGCCGCCAUAUGGGCGGAGACUUGGACGGUGUACAAGAAGCGGACGCGUAGACUGAAUAACUUCCACCUCAGCUGUCUUCGACGGAUAUUGAAGCUGAGGUAGUAGGACCGGAUCCCGGACACAGAUGUACUGGAAUGGGCGGGAAUCCUCAGCAUCUACGUCAUGCUGAGACAACUGAAACUGCGCUGAACCGGCCAGCCCGUGCGAAUGGACGACGAGCUGCUACCCAAAUGGUUAUUCUAAGGAGAUGUCACCAGGGGUUCCCGGCGGCAAGGAGGCCAUGUCCUUCGCUAUAAGAGCACUCUGAAGACUUCCGUGAAGCGUCUUCAGAUCAACUCUGCCAACUGGGAAGGUCUCAUCUGAGACUGACGGGCCUAAAGGAGGAUAGUGAAGACAGGCGCGGCGAUCUACGAAGCCAACCGCAUCACCGCCGUUAAAGUCAAACACAAGACCAGCAAAUCUCAACUACGCCUAGUCCGCAAAUCCGACGCUCCAUCGCUCCCGACCUGCCCACGCUGUCAGCGGACGUUCUGGGUAUCAGUCGGUCUUGUAGGGCAUCCUCAUAGCAACUGCUGCACGCGGACUACAUCAGCUACUAUCUCCUCGUCCUGGCUCUGCCUCAUCCUUCACGCCGACAAUGAACAGCCACCGCACUCCCAAGCCCCCACUAUCUUCAUCACCCUCCUCCUAGUUCUCUUCCUUCUACUUCUUCUUCUUCUUCUUCUUCUUCUUCUUCUUCGUUGCCUUAACAUCCACUCGGCCCCUCCCGUACCCACCGCCAUCGCACAUAUUCCGGACACACCAACAAGCAUGAACCUCCCCACCGUCAACAUUAGCGGUGUGUACUCGAUCCAUACCUGUCAGCAUUGCGACCGUACAUUCACUCACCUCAUUGGCCUCUUCGUUCACAGACAUAUCCAUGAAAACGUACUUGACCGUAGUCUUGACGCACCUAGCACUUUUUGCACAUCCACCAUGUCUAUCUCAAACGACACCCCACCGACCAGCACGCCAAACACCAUCAGUUCCAUCAAACUAAGCACAUCCUGUGCCCCCACCUUGCCUUACACAACGCCCACAUCGUCGACACACAGCGUGUCUACCAUCAACAGCUCCACCAUCGACACCAUCCCCAAAACCGACACUGGCACCGCCGACUUUACCCAUCCCCACUGUCUCCGUACAUUCGCCUCACAUAUUGGCCUGGUCGGUCAAUUGCAAAUCCAUCGCACACAGACUGGCGAACCAGUGCCUGGAGCAUCAACAUACGUUCGCCGCAUCUGCCCAACUGCCCUCACUGCGCCGCACAUACACUCUCCGUAG
This is a messenger RNA of Spirometra erinaceieuropaei, 1655 nucleotides long. The record is from the annotation of a GenBank genome assembly. NCBI's taxonomy places the organism in Eukaryota, Metazoa, Platyhelminthes, Cestoda, Diphyllobothriidea, Diphyllobothriidae.